Messenger RNA from Drosophila montana, 1968 nucleotides. RefSeq names its product putative sodium/calcium exchanger 7. The transcript has 2 exons. The record is from RefSeq and is a predicted model, not a curated record. Gene Ontology annotation, biological process: monoatomic cation transport; intracellular calcium ion homeostasis; transmembrane transport. Gene Ontology annotation, molecular function: calcium:sodium antiporter activity. NCBI's taxonomy places the organism in Eukaryota, Metazoa, Arthropoda, Insecta, Diptera, Drosophilidae. The coding region runs from base 769 to 1944 and encodes 391 amino acids. Gene Ontology annotation, cellular component: membrane.
GUCUAAAUUAAAUAAGUGUUAAGUUAAGAAAAAUUGAUUUAUUUAAAAAUAGACACUCUUUUUAAGGCAAAUCCAGUUAAAGUUUAAUACACAUAAAUUGAAUUUUUAUUAUCAUGGUCCCAAACCAUACGUAUACCGCUUAAGACAAAGAAUUCGAUAUGUUUUUGAAAAAAGUCAAUUGUUUUGUUGUGGUGAAUUUUCCGUAUGAAGAGAGAUGUGAAUUUGUUAAAAAGGCUAAUUGCUUAGCCGGAACGAAUUUCGUACCAUAUAUACAUUUAUUAGCCUGUGAUUUUAAAUGCAAAAAUCAAUUUCAGGAGUUUGCCUUCGUGACCGCCUUCCUGCUGUUAAGUGUCGAGUUGCUGCUCUGCCUCGGCUAUGUGGUCCAUUAUUACUACAGUCCAGCGUUGAAGGUUGUUGCGCGGAUGCUCCAAAUGGGCGAGCAUCUCGCUGGCGUAACGAUAUUGACCCUUAGCAAUUCAACGCCGGAUCUGUUUAGUAAUUUUAUGGCACUAAAAGAUGAUGUGCCUGUAUAUGCCAAUUGCCUCUCAGGGUCAUUGUUUGUGGUAAUGUUCGUAGGCGGAUGGAUUUGCUAUAUCAGUCCGUUUAAGAUGAACUCUUCUUCGACCAUGCGCGAUCUACUUUUCUUGCUCUUUGCUGUGCUUCUCAUGGAAUAUUUAAUGCAAACAGGCGGAAUAAUGACACUCCGGAAUACUAUUUCUCUUCAUUCUUUAUUUAGUCGUCAAUAUUGUUGACGUGUAUCUUGUGCGCAUGGCCAUGAAGUCGUAUAAGCACGAAUUAGACGAACUAGAAGAUGUGGACCAAACAUACGAGGUUAUAAAAAGACGCGAGCAAUUGCAGCAUAAAUAUGACCAUAUUGCAGUGGAUCACCGCGUGCGUAUAUUGAGGAGGAAACCGACCUACACCAGCGUCAAUUAUGAAACGUUCAGCUAUACGACUAAACGAUCGACAAUACAUGUGACCCUUAAGAAGCAUUCUUAUCGCAAUGCUAUGUACAAUAUGGCCGUAGGUAAUAAUGUCAAUCUCUUUAGCGAGUUUUUCUACGCACUCCGGCCCGUUGUUUUAGCUGAUUGGCGCAAGGCUAAUCUUCUUAUACGAAUCUUUUAUGUUGCCAGGACUCCAAUUGUAAUAAUAUGCGCGAUAUAUAUACCCGUUGUGGAUUACGAGAUGGAUAAAAAUGGCUGGAGCAAGCUCCUGAAUUGCCUGCAUAUUAUCAUUAAUCCGGCGAUCACAAUCGUAUUGGGAGCGGCUUUGAUAUUCAGAGAUAAAUCGAGGCUCUGGUAUUCAAAUAUACCUGAUGCUUCCAUAUACGGCCUUUACUCCUUUGUGUUAACAAUUCCCAUUUCGGUUUUUACGUUUUUUCACUCGAGGACUAGUGCCCCGCCAGCAUAUCAUUGCUUGUAUACGAUCAUGAAUCUGACUGGAUCCAUGUUUCUGACAUUCCAGUGUGCUGCUGAAAUUUCCAUGAUAAUGGAUGUUUGUGGUCACAUACUACAGGUUCCAUCCAACUUCAUGGGUGCCACUAUAAAAUCCAUCUCAAACUCCAUUGCUGAUCUGGUAGUCAAUACUUCGUUGGCUUUGCUUGGGUAUGAAAAAAUGGCCUAUGCAGCAACAAUUGGAAGUGCAUUCUGCGCUUUAAUCCUGACCACAACCUCUGUGAUAGCAGGCAAGAUUGCCAUCGGCAAAUCUGUUACAGCUCAAAGUAUGGCCGGAAAUUAUGGUGAAAAUGCGUAUAUCCUGAUGGUUAUGGGGAUCUUGUCAACGCUGCUGUGGACAGCGGUGUUAAAUUAUAAUGCUCGCCGUUCUGUUGGAUUAUUUUCAAUGGCCAUCUACCUACUCUACCUCGUCUUUGCGGUACUCAUUAGGGCCGGUUAUAUCCAUCAAUUCACAUAUGACGACUAUCUCGUCGAUGCCUAUGAAAACUAGAAUAAAAGAAAUGAUUACCAUCAA